CCCAGGAAACGUACGUCACGGGAGGACUGGGCCAUUCGGCCGCAGUGUUGACGCGUCGCUUAGCAACCAGGAGGCUUACCUUUGGAAGCUUGUUGCGGCUCUUGCUACGGUCCUUCCCUCUUCCCGCCCCUCCCCUCCCUCAACUCCCUUCACCUAGGAGCUGCCAAACAUCUGGAUCAACCUGGGCACUUCGAGGGGUUGAAUUUCUACCAGUAACGCGCCUUUUUACAUUUUUUCCCGAACUCCUUCUCACAUCCGUAAAACCCACUGAUUCUUGUACUACACGUUUUAUGAGAACAAGGCAUUUUCUAGGAAGAUGGUGGCAGAAAAAGAGACCCUGAGCUUAAACAAAUGCCCAGACAAGAUGCCGAAGAGGACCAAGCUGCUGGCACAACAGCCGCUCCCGGUGCAUCAGCCUCACUCCCUGGUUUCUGAGGGCUUCACAGUCAAAGCCAUGAUGAAAAACUCAGUCGUGAGAGGCCCUCCAGCUGCAGGAGCAUUUAAAGAAAGACCAACCAAGCCCACAGCAUUUCGGAAAUUUUAUGAACGAGGAGACUUCCCAAUUGCCCUUGAGCAUGACUCAAAAGGAAACAAAAUAGCAUGGAAGGACACUUCCAAAUGGAAGCUUUAAUUACCUAAAUGGAUAGGUCAAGAUUGUCUGCUCCCUGGAAAUGCAGAGUGGAAUACAAAGGAAGGUUGCUUCUGGUCGCUGCACUCUCUCUCUCUGUUUGCGGCACGUGUCCGCCGCGGUGGCCGUCAUACGUGCCCGGUUAGAGGCUGACCUCCACGCUGAAACCAUGACGGCACCGACAUUUUUCUGACAAAAGGUUAAUUGGCUUCAAGAUAAAUGUAUUGCCUAAUGACUCCA
This is a messenger RNA of Callorhinus ursinus (northern fur seal), 868 nucleotides long. The record is from RefSeq and is a predicted model, not a curated record. Lineage: Eukaryota; Metazoa; Chordata; Mammalia; Carnivora; Otariidae.